Messenger RNA from Marchantia polymorpha subsp. ruderalis, 1311 nucleotides. The record is from the annotation of a GenBank genome assembly. Lineage: Eukaryota; Viridiplantae; Streptophyta; Marchantiopsida; Marchantiales; Marchantiaceae.
AGUUUCUCAGAGCAGUAGAAGUCGAGAAGUCUCUUCCGUCUCUUCUCUCUCUCCUUGCCCUCUGUCCUUCCUUAAAGAACCGCCAGACCACUACCUUUCUCUUCUCAACGACAUCAAUUUUAUUCAGAUUCUGGUAGUUGAUCGUAAAAUUUAAAUUUUGUCAGCAUGGCUCUCAACAAGAUGGUUCUGGGCAGAACGGAGGCAACGGCUCCCGAUGCCUUGAGGGCUGUUUUCGCAGAAUUCAUUGCGACGUUCCUCUUUGUGUUCAUCGGUGUCGGCUCAUGCAUCGCUCAUUCUAAGCUAAGCGAUGGACCACUAGAAGCUGCUGGCUUGGUCUGUAUCGCUGUCGCGCACGGUUUGGCUAUUGCCGUCACGGUGGCUGCCACUGCCAACAUCUCAGGAGGUCAUGUGAAUCCUGCUGUUACUUUUGGUCUUGCACUCGGCGGUUACAUCACCAUCAUCCGUGCUGCUUUCUACUGGAUUGCUCAGCUUCUCGGUGCAACUCUCGCUGCCUUCCUUCUCAAGGCCAUCAUUCUCACCUCUGGACUGAGCAUGCCGAUUCACGGUUUGGGAGCCGGAGUUAGCGUCAUAGGUGGACUUGUUCUUGAGACUGUGCUCACCUUCGCGUUGGUCUUCGUCGUCUACGCCACCGCUGUGGACGGUAAGAAGGGACAGAUCGGAAUCAUUGCACCGCUGGCCAUCGGAUUCACAGUGUUGGCCGACCACUUCAUCGGUGUGCCAUUCACCGGAGCAUCCAUGAACCCAGCUCGCUCUUUCGGACCUGCAUUGGCCGCCAUGGACUUCCACAACCAUUGGAUCUAUUGGGUCGGUCCUCUGCUCGGUGGAGGUAUCGCUGGUAUCAUCUACGACAGAGUGUUCAUGACUACCAUUUAUUUCAGCCUAGCCCUCAAUACGAAUCCCAUCUUUCUCGAGACCUCAUCAGUCAUUUAUGAAGAGUCUGAACGCCCUCCCCAGUGUUAAACCACUGUGCCUCUGGAAAUCACCAAACUGUCGACAUCAACGAGUUCAUAAGAUGUGUCUCUGGCUGUGCAUUCACUUUGUUUCGUCACUACAACUCCAGGACAGGUUCCUAAGGAGUUGUCGCGUGAUUGAGCACACAUGAGCACUUUGUUUGGUUGUAUAGACAUGUGUAUAGAUUGUAGAGAUUAGAUUUCCCAUAAGACAAAGAAUUCACAGUUUGAACUCUUUGGGUCUCUCUUUACUGUGACUUUUUAGUUUGGUCCGCUAACCGCUUGUGCACUUCUUGCUCUCCGAAGGACAGAUGUAUUUAUAAAAUCAGAUUUUCUCCUG